Molecule: messenger RNA, 2646 nt
Organism: Salvia splendens (bonfire salvia)
Lineage: Eukaryota; Viridiplantae; Streptophyta; Magnoliopsida; Lamiales; Lamiaceae
Exons: 4
Coding region: 1-2646 (881 amino acids)
Source: RefSeq, a predicted model, not a curated record
AUGGGGUUCGGGUUUUCCCGUGACAAGUUUAACGGGUACAAUCAGGCUUUUAACCGCCCAGCAUCAUGUUGGGAUCCUCCCCAGUGCUUUAACUCGCGGGAAUCGUCUUUUGAUAAAGCCGAAAGGGUGAAGAUGGCUGCACCGCGAUUUGAUGGCUCUGACGCGACAAAUUGGGUGUCGAGAGUCCAAUAUUAUUUUAAUCACCUGAUGAUGUCAGACGCACAACGCUUACACUAUGCGGUGAUGUUGUUUGACCCUCCGGCAUCGGAGUGGAUCUUUAACUAUUGCGCGAACAAUGAAUUUGUCACGUGGCAGGAGUUCUUGGAGGACGUACGACAUCGUUUUGACAAACAUAGUUUUCAGGACUGUUUUGGCUUACUUGCAAAAUUGACACAAACGGGGUCAGUGCUCGAGUAUCAUGAUACGUUUGAAAAGUAUCUCAACCGGGUUCAGGGCAUUCCGGAAAGAAAGUUGUUCACUCAGUUCGUGGCAGGUUUAAAGUCGGAUAUGCAAGAACGGUUGCGCCUACAUCGCCCACCAUCUCUAGCCGCGGCGAUGGCUUUGACCUUGGAACUGGCUGACUCUCUGGGCGAUCGACAACCACCACAACAGACCUCUCGUCGUCCUUGGCAGAACCGGGAUAGCCAAAAUCAAGCAGGUCUGAUUUCCAGCCAACCGACAACCCACAAUACCGUCGGCCAGACUCCGCAGCCUGCCCAGGGGCGUGUUCCCAACCCCUCUCACCAACCUCUGAUCCGCGUGUCUCAAGCUGAGAAGGCAGAGCGUGCGAGGCUGGGUCUCUGCUACUUUUUUCCGGAGAAGUGGGUCAUUGGCCACGUGAUAGGGACAAUACAAGAUCGGGAAGUGUGCAUUUUGAUUGAUACAGGGAGCGAUCGGGAUUUCCUACAUCCGCGGAUUGCGGAGAGCUUGCACCUAUCGCUUUCGCCUAUACGCCCGUUUAGAGUUAUUGUGGGGAAUGGCGAAGCUCUGCUUUGCUCGCACAUUUCAAAGCAAACGAAAUUGGUGAUACAAGGGACGAUAUUUUUGGUAGAUCUGCAUAUUCUGCCGGUGCAUGGACCGGACGUAAUUCUGGGGAUGGACUGGCUCGAGUCCUUAGGGCCGAUUACAGCAGACUUCGCAGACAAAAAGCUGACAUUCUCACAGGGGGAUCGACGGGUCGUUCUGAAGGGAAUUUUACCGCCACUGUGCCGCUUUAAUUUACACGUGUUGUCAUCGUUAGUUCCUUCGCAGGAGGUGCUCGACAUUUUUGAGUUGUUGUUGCUGGACCAGGAAACCGAUCAAACGGGGCAGACCACGGAGGAGGAUUUUCCGGCUGGUCUACCUCCGGGGAUAUUGGAGGUGUUGACGCAUUUCCAACUAGUUUUUAGCUUGCCGGUGGGGAUGCCACCCAAAAGGCCUUUCGAUCACCGUGUCCAUUUGCUGCCGGGCACGAAACCCGUCAAUGUCAGACCUUAUCGCUAUCCUUAUUUUCAGAAAAAUGAAAUCGAACGCCAGGUCAGGGACAUGCUUGAACAGGGCAUUAUUCAGCGAAGCAGCAGCCCUUUCUCGUCGCCCGUGCUCCUUAUCAGGAAGAAGGAUGGGACGUUUCGUUUUUGCAUAGAUUACCGCGCUUUGAAUAGGGCAACAGUCCCAGAUCAUUUUCCAAUUCCGACCGCAGAUGAACUUUAUGACGAGCUAGGCAAGGCUCAAAUCUUCACAAAAUUGGAUCUACGUUCUGGGUACCAUCAGAUAAGAAUGCAUGACGAGGACGUUUUCAAAACGGCUUUCUGCACUCAUGAUGGCCAUUUUGAGUUUUUGGUCAUGCCUUUCGGUCUCACGAAUGCGCCCUCGACUUUUCAGGCUGCUAUGAACGCUAUUUUUCAACCGAUGCUCAGGAAGUUUGUCAUCGUCUUCUUCGACGACAUUUUGGUCUACAGUCCGUCGACGGAGGCACACGGGCAGCAUCUGGCCGCUGUUCUGGACGUUUUGCAGAAUAACAGUUUUUUCAUGAAAUUAUCGAAGUGCUCUUUUUGUAGCUCCACGGUGGAAUAUUUGGGGCACUUAAUUGGUGAGGGCCUUGUGAAGGCCGAUCCUAGUAAGAUUUCCGCCAUGACAGCAUGGCCGAAACCCAAGUACGCUAUGAUUGCGGCUCUAACCGAGUUGCUCAAGAAAGAUUCCUUCAACUGGUCUACUAACGCUGAAGAGAGCUUCGGGAACUUGAAAACAGCGAUGACCUCGGCACCGGUUCUUCGUUUGCCGGAUUUUGAACGCCAGUUCUGUAUAGAGACCGAUGUGUCUGAUGUGGGCAUUGGGGCAGUGUUGUUGCAGGAUAAUCAUCCCAUAGCAUACUUCAGCAAGAAAUUGGGUCCUCGACGUCGUGUGGCUUCUACGUAUCACAAGGAAUUGUACGCGAUUGUGGAGGCGGUGGUACAAACCCCGGAUCAGCAGCUCUAUGUGAGGAAGUUAAUGGGGUACAAGUUCAAGAUAGAAUACAAAAAAGGCACUGCUAAUCGUGCGGCAGACGCACUUUCACGCCGCUCUGAGCCGACCGGCAAGGGUUCUGAGGUCAGUGGAGAGGGCGUGGAGCUCGGGAAUGUGCAGGCUGACGGGGCUCUCCUGACUGCAGCCGCCUGCCCGGUCCCAUAG